GAAUUUGGGAGUAAUAAAGCUGUCCGAGCCUCUGUACUUCUAUUAUUCUGCCGGUGCAGUCUUAUCCAGAGCGCAAGAGACCGGAGAAGCCAAGAAUGACGUUGGGCUGGUCUACAAUAGCGGUGGCGCUAACGUGCGCCGCAGUGGUAAUGCUGCCGGGAAUCUCGUCCGACCCGCUUCCCAAUGUUCCCAUCCGACACACAGUGGGAGGGCGAAACUUCUGGAAUUCCAAUGUGAACUACACCGAAUGGGCUCUCAAGGAACAUGUUUACAAAGGCGACUGGCUCUAUUUUGUUUUUGACAAGACGCAGUUUAGUGUGCUCGAAGUCAACAAAACUGACUAUGAGUCAUGCAACUCCAACCAUGUCCUUCAUGACUAUACUCGUGGUGGAAGAGAUGUUGUUCAACUUAACGAGACCAAAACUUACUAUUUCAUUAGCGGCAAUGGGCAUUGUUUUGGUGGAACGAAAGUAGCGAUUCGUGUUGAAGAUCAUCCGCCGCCUCCAAAGGCCCAACCAAUGAAGAACAGUUCUCCUCCUACUUUCAGAGGUCACAUUCUUGUCCCAGCUCUGUUUGCCGUUGCUGCUCUGUGGGAUUCCUUGCUUUUACUUGUGUAGGAGCGCCAGCCUUAUUCAAAUUCACAUUUCUGGCUUUCCUCUAAUUGGUUAAGUGACUAUGUACCCAGGAAAAAAAACCUGGCGUGAUUUGUAUUGGUCUGUACUCAUUUGGUGUUUUCUAAUGUCGUUGACCAGUCUUGUUUCUAUACAUUUUUUGAAUUUUUGUGUUGACUAUUAUUUGAACUUUUCAUGCCUAUUGUUUGUUUGGAGAGUAGAUGAGAUCCAAAAAGUCAUAUCCCAAAUCCAAUCCCAAUCCCAAGUUUCAUUCUCGGAUAGUUUUAGCAUAAUAUAACAAUUUUGUACUC
Messenger RNA from Cuscuta campestris, 922 nucleotides. NCBI's taxonomy places the organism in Eukaryota, Viridiplantae, Streptophyta, Magnoliopsida, Solanales, Convolvulaceae. The record is from the annotation of a GenBank genome assembly.